AUGCCUAAAGGAUUUUCUGUGGAUGUCUCCAAAGCUGCUGGUCAUGUUUAUCCUGCAGAAACAGUAGCCUGUACGAGACGUGAUUUUUUAUUAUACGCAUUAUCUGUCGGUGUUCCUGAAUCGGAUCUUCAAUGGUUAUACGAAUUGGAUAUUGAUUUUGGCCCAUUACCCACUUACCCUCUUUGUCUACUUCUAAAAUCCGAUGAUUGGGAUGUGAAUUCCUUUAUGGAAAGAUGGACAGCCGGUGGUCCUUUACCGGGUAUGCCAGAUUUUGAUUUUAAUAAAAUCGUGCAUGGUGAACAAUCCUUUCAGACCAUUCAUCCUUUCCCUGUUGAAGGGGGACGCUUUAAAUCCGUCAAGACAUGUCUUGGUGUCUACGAUAAAGGGUCUGGGAUGGUCAUUGAUACUGCAGUGGAUCUUUAUGGUGAAGAAGACAAUGUGCAUUAUUGUCGUAUGGGGGCCAAAAUGUUUGUCAGAGGUUAUGGUGGUUGGAACGGUCCUAAAGGUCCGGCUUCAAUUACUUAUUCUCCUCCUGCUCAUCAACAACCUGAUGCCAUAGACACUUUUGUCACGCAACCAAAUCAAGCCCUUUUAUACCGUUUAUCAGGAGAUUUUAAUCCUUUGCAUGCGGAUGUGGCUUUAGCUCCUACAGUUGGGUUCCCUCGACCUAUUUUACACGGAUUAUGUUCCUAUGGUAAAUGUGCUCAUGCUGUACUCAAACACUUUGGCAAUAAUGAUCGACUCUUGUUUAAAUCCAUUGAAGCACGAUUUGCACAACCCGUUUUUCCUGGUGAGACUGUACAAGUGUCCAUGUGGAAAGUACCCAGUCAAGAUCCUAAACUGGAUGCUGUGGUCUUUCAAGCUCAUGUGAAGGAACGAAAUGUACUUGUCCUUACAAAUGGUUAUGUUACGUUGUAUAAACCCGAAGCCAACCAAGCCAAAUUAUAA
Mucor mucedo is the source of this 948-nucleotide messenger RNA. Its product is annotated as HotDog domain-containing protein. The record is from RefSeq and is a predicted model, not a curated record. The transcript has 4 exons. Lineage: Eukaryota; Fungi; Mucoromycota; Mucoromycetes; Mucorales; Mucoraceae. Gene Ontology annotation, cellular component: peroxisome. The coding region runs from base 1 to 948 and encodes 315 amino acids.